Molecule: messenger RNA, 2355 nt
Organism: Anguilla rostrata (American eel)
Lineage: Eukaryota; Metazoa; Chordata; Actinopteri; Anguilliformes; Anguillidae
Gene: mfsd2b
Product: MFSD2 lysolipid transporter B, sphingolipid
Exons: 15
Coding region: 448-2019 (523 amino acids)
Biological process (GO): carbohydrate transport
Cellular component (GO): plasma membrane
Molecular function (GO): sphingolipid intramembrane carrier activity; symporter activity
Source: RefSeq, a predicted model, not a curated record
UCAUGGGCACGGCAAAGAAAGAAAGACAGAAAGGUACAAAGGUGUGCUAAAUUGAGGGGAAUGGCUUUUGACGAUCGAUUAUAUUAGCCGAAAGUGUUUAAACUAUUCAACUGAACCCUGUCGGAAUGAAAAGCGGUUCGAAUGUUUCGCCAGAAGUACUGAUCCCUUUCCGACAAUUUUUCGUUUGUUGCAGUGUAGUGCGGUAAUUGUACACCUGAGGGCGCGCCGAUUCACACUCUUUUAGGCGCGCUCCACUGGAACUGCGCCGUCAGCCACUGCGGUACCACUGGCUGCCUCUUCUGGAAUCGCCGCGAAAUGCUCCCUCACAAGCGGACUGUCUGACCUCCAGAGUCGAUCCUGUCAUCCAGCACGCAGGUGUCCAGGGCGUUUGAGGUUUAUGUGAAUGACAGCAGCGUUUUCGGCAGACGAGAGCUCACUGUCACAGCGAUGGCGAAGAGAGAGAAGCUAGCGUGCGGCUCCUCGGACCAGCUGCUCAACCCGGCAGAACCGCACUUCAGCAAGCCGCUCCAGCAGACAGAAGAGCGGCUGACCAUUUGCAGUAAAAUCUGCUUCGCCAUUGGUGGAGCCCCCAGUCAGAUAGCAGGAAGUGCCACGGCCUUCUUCCUGCAGAUCUACCUGCUGGAUGUGGCACAGAUUAACCCUUUCCACGCCUCUGUGGUGCUGUUCGUGGGAAAAGCCUGGGGUGCGGCCAUGGACCCACUGGUGGGAUUCUUCAUCACCAAGAGCAAGUGGACCCGGAUCGGUCGGCUCAUGCCCUGGAUGGUGGGGUGCACUCCGUUUGUGGUGAUCUCCUAUUUUUACCUCUGGUACGUCCCGCCCUUCUCCAGCGGGAAGUUCGUCUGGUACCUGAGUUUCUACUGCCUGUAUCAAACCCUCAUCGCGUGUUUUCAUGUGCCGUACUCCGCCCUCACCAUGUUCCUGAGCGCCAAUCAGAAGGAGCGAGACUCUGCCACAGCCUACAGGAUGACGAUGGAGGUUUUGGGGACGCUGGUGGGGGCCGCGGUACAGGGCCAGAUCGUGGCCAGCGCCCACACGCGGAAUCACUGCUCCGCCCACAACCUGACAGCCACGCCCCUGGAGAACAACGGCUCCGCCCACAUCACCCCCAUAUCCGACUUCCUCUCUCAUGCGAAGGAGAUGUAUAUGAUAGCCGCGGGAGUGAUAGGAGGCAUCUUCCUGCUUUGCACCCUCGUGAUGUUCCUGGGGGUCAAAGAGAAAGACGACCCGUACGCACGAAGCACAGGGAAGCCUAUCCCGUUCCACAAGGGGUUCCUCCUGGUGAUGCGGCACUGGCCCUACCUCACGCUGACCGCCGCCUUCCUCUUCAUUGGCGUGGCUAUCCAGCUGGUGCAGAGUAACUUCGUGCUCUUCUGUACGUACGCGGUUGACCUUCGAGACCACUUCCAUUACAUCGUGCUGAUCAUACUGAUAUCGGCGGCGGUGAGCAUUCCGCUGUGGCAGUGGUUCCUGGGGCGGUUCGGCAAGAAGACGGCGGCGUACUGCGGCAUCACGUGGAUGGUGCCCUUCACCAUCUUGCUGGUCUGCUUUCCCAACCUCGUGGUGGCGUACGUGGUUGCCGUGGCGUCCGGACUGAGCAUAGCCGCCUCGAUGCUGUUGCCAUGGUCGAUGCUCCCGGACGUGGUGGACGAUUUCAGGCGGGCGAACCCCGACUCUCGGGGGCACGAGGCCAUCUUCUACUCCUUCUACGUCUUCUUCACCAAGUUCGCUUCGGGGAUAUCGCUGGGCGUCUCCAUGCUCUCUCUGCAGUUCGCUGGGUACAAAACAAGGCACUGCCAACAGCCCGAACCCGUGGUCUACACCCUCAAAUUGCUGAUGGGUGCAGCUCCCGUAGCCUUCAUCCUGAUUGGCCUGGCCAUCCUCCUCUUCUACCCAAUCACAGAGGAGGUGCGUCAGAAGAACAAGCUCUCUCUGGACCAGCUCAGGGAACAGGGUCUCGGCACAGGAAGUGAAGCAGAGGACCUGAGGGGUGAAGUGUGACACACACCCACCCCCCCCACCUGGGACCCCCCGAAACCAGACUCUACCUGGGACACUUUAUAUUCCACUGCCUGGGAAAAUGAUCUACUAUUAGUGUAUAUUACACUGGGAAAGAAUUAUUUGUAUGUUUUAAUAUGAACAUUGAAGUUUCUAUAUUUUUACUUGAACCUGUACUGUAUUGCUAUCAUAUAUAUAUAUAAAUUAUUUAUAUAAAUUAAUGUUUAAUAACUAUUUCACUAUUUUUUUCCAUCCCAUAACUGGGAUCAUUAUUGAGUAUUGAUUGAAGACACAUUACUGUGGUGUGACGUUGUUGCUCAAUAAAAUGGAGGAGGUGCC